Molecule: messenger RNA, 2502 nt
Organism: Plasmodium inui San Antonio 1
Lineage: Eukaryota; Apicomplexa; Aconoidasida; Haemosporida; Plasmodiidae
Exons: 4
Coding region: 1-2502 (833 amino acids)
Biological process (GO): transmembrane transport
Cellular component (GO): membrane
Molecular function (GO): transmembrane transporter activity
Source: RefSeq, a predicted model, not a curated record
AUGAAAGCGACGGACAAAGAUGAAGCGGUUGCCUACUAUCCCAAAAGCGCCAAAGGCGCAGAGCCCAGCGGUAAAAAUAUCGAAACUGUUAAGAUAAACGGACAAAAUGAAGAUGAAGAAGCAGCCAAGGAGUAUCUUUCCAGCAUUGACCAAGAAGUGCUAACCAAAUUGAGCUGCAUCUCAGGCCUUGGGACUUAUCUAGCAAAACUGAAGUUAAAAGUGAACAAAUUUUACUUCAUUUACACUGUAUUGACGAUAAUUCAUUUUUCUAUUUACCUAAACAGAGGAAUCAUUCCUGGGUCCUAUGAUUUUUUGUCCUCAUAUCUGAAGGAGAAGUAUGCACCGACAAAUGUCGAUGUCCACAUAGGAUUCCUAACGUCUGUCUUUGUUUUCGGAUUAAGUAUAAACUCCAUCCUUAGUGGAUCCCUUGCGUCCAAGUAUAGUGUCUUUCGGAUAACGGAUAUCUUCCUCUUUCAGAAUUCGUUGGCCUUACUAAUGACUGGUUUCUCAUUUAUUAUCGGAUCGUACUAUUCCCUAAUGUUUAGCAGAUUCUUUUGUGGGUUCAGUGAAGCUGCCUUCAUUACAAUUAUCCCUCCUCUGAUUUAUUCAUACUCGAAAGAUCGAGCUGGCUCCUGGAUUAGCAUUUUUCUAACUAUGUUUCCUUUGGGGGGUUGUAUUGGGUACCUGCUCGCCGUUUUACUACCCAUCAUGAAAAUCACCGUAGCACAAUACUUCACCGGUUCGGGGGUCGCCUUCAUGCUUUUUUCCCUUUGCUUCUACCUGUUUGAUGAAAAUUUAUUAAAAAAGUAUGAGGACGAGAAGAGCAGAAGGGAGCAGCAGUCCUCGGGGCAGAAGCAACAGGGGGAUGGCGCCACCGAUUUGGAGGACGGGAAGAACCAGAGGAAAUCCGUCAAGGGGGGUCCUCCAUCGGGUGCCGGAAACAACGGGACGGCUAAAAACGGGGCCGCCAACCAAGGGGUCACUCAGAAAAGCACAAGCGCCAUCACAUCCGGGGAGCCAAACUCGGACAACUCCGCCAACUCUGCGACCACCUCAGCGACCACCUCUGGGACCACCUCUGCCACCACCUCCGCGACGAGUUCCCCCGCCGGAGCGGCGCCCGGAAACAGAACACCAAACAGAAACGCGAGUAACGUCAGCUCGGGGAGAAACCCCCUCGCCGGGCAGCCAGGACCCGCGAAUGGUAGAAGGCAGAGUAGCAUCACGCGAAAUGUGGGCGGACAGAAUAGCUCCGACUUUGCAAAUCAGACAGACGGAGGACUCGGCUUCGAGCGAAAGUCUCUCGACGAGGGGAUGGAGAUCAUGAAAAAGGGAACAAACAGCAGCUCAGGAAUCUACGAAGAAAUGAUGCACGAAGCAUCCGAGGGAACGAGCUUUGAUAAGACCAGAUCCUUUAAUUAUAUGAAGGAAAAUUACAGCCACCUAGACUGCGCUGCCAUUAUAAGAGAAAUGGACUUAGAAGCAAACGAAGACGAGGAACAGCAAAAUAUUAGCAACAACAGCUACAUCAACAACAAUCUAGACAAAAUGUAUCUUCUGAAAUCGUUUGGGCCGGAUGAAGAAUAUAUGAAUACAACUCAGGAGACUGAUGGGAAGACAAAGAAGGACAAGAAGUAUUUAGAGAUCGAGCUGGAUAACUGUAUCGAAUCUAUGGAUGAUGAGAAAAACAAUGAAUACCUUAAUUUGGGUCUCCUUGCAAGCACUACCUUGACGAACGUCGGAUUCCUCAUAUUAGUUAUUGCACUAACGGCACACACCGAUAUGGUACAAUCGUACUUAGUCUAUGGUGCACCAAUCCUGUAUGCGUUGAAGCUCUUCCCAUCGUACAAAGCUGCCACGGUAUUCUGUAGUCUAUGUGCUUGUCUCUCCUCCAUUGUUGGCACCUGUUUUGGAGGCUUCCUCAUGGAUUUCUACAAUCUGAACAUACAGAAUGUCGACAAGAAUUAUGAGCAUAUAAAUAAUAAUGAGAAGAAAAUUAAGAUAUACAGCAAGGACGUCCUGAUGUAUGAGUACCUUCGAAUCAUCGGCAUUCAGACCUUCAUCAUUUUGGCCGUUGCCAGUUCGCUUGUCAUGUUAAUUCCAUUUAUUACCAACACGUAUUUGUUUACCUUCGUGAUGACCCUCGGGCUGACCUUUCUCUUCUCCGCCAUGCCUGGCCAAAACAUCGGACUCAUGGUGUGCGUGCCUCAGAACAUCCGCGCCUUUUCCAUAGGACUGUCCUCCUUCAUUUCGCAUCUGCUUGGCGACAUCCCCUGGACGAUUAUCAUCGGCAAGAUUAAGGGAACCCUAUCUCCUGACUGCGUCGUGACGAGAAAUGGAGAACUGAGCGAGCGCUGCUUCGAACAAAGCAGGGGCCUUCGAGUGACUCUUUUUAUCAUCUGCUCCAAGUCGCUCAUCAUGAUGAUGGCCAGCUUCCUCCUCAACGUAUACGCCAAGAAGAAAAUUAGGAAAUACAAGAAUAAGCAGAGCGGUACGGCGUGA